AUGGCCCAACACACUGAACAAAACCAACCUCCCCCCCAUCUUGCAUUGGCCGGCAGAACCGGGUCGUGCACAUUGACUGCAUGUGCAAUCAUGCAAUCACAAAUCAGGGUGGUCGGUGAUGCAGUUUUGGGGCCAAUUGAUGGCCAAGUGGAAAUGACAGUGUCCCAAGGAAGCUGCCAGGAGCUACUUGUCGUGCAGCCACCUUACCUGCCACUUGCUAUUGUCUCGUCCAUUGCAGCCCAACCAGCGGUGAGUGCGUCGCGACAAGAAACUGGAGACAAAGAAAGCAAAGAAAAGGACAGACACGACACUGACUCGCACAUGUCAUUGGAAGUAGCAAAGUCCAACAAAGCCCAGCGAGCGAAGAUGGAAGGCGCCAGGCAGCUAGCUGAAGAAAGCCGAUAA
This is a messenger RNA of Sporothrix schenckii 1099-18, 405 nucleotides long. RefSeq lists its product as uncharacterized. Lineage: Eukaryota; Fungi; Ascomycota; Sordariomycetes; Ophiostomatales; Ophiostomataceae. The transcript has a single exon. Bases 1 to 405 code for a protein of 134 amino acids. The record is from RefSeq and is a predicted model, not a curated record.